AUGGAUCGCACAUGCGCAGUGCGUGGACGAGUGUUGGAUACCUUGUAUUGGAACAAAAACAAACCAAUCGGCGCUGGCUACCUUCUAUCUCAACAGGGGACAGAGAACCAGCGCCGCUUGCUGGUCAGUGGUCCAAGAUGUGUCAGUCCAUCAGCCUUCACCGAAUGUGUCCGAAGCGCUUAUUUUGAAGGCUCUGCGCUUUGGUUCUGUCUCUCAAACAAACCGGAGCAACCCGAUUGCAAAUUAUCACGGAACGGUACUCUAAUAAACCAGCUGCUGUCUGUCAGCUUUGAACUUCUCUCACUCUCCCCUUUACCUUGGGCUUCAUUGAUCAGGAGUACAAUCAUGAUCCAUUUGCUCAUGCUUAUCACUCAGCUGUCUAUCUUUUCUAAUGGAAUGGCAGAGUUUCCUGACAUGUCAGAAGCACAAUCCAGUCAUACUCCAAAACCACAAAGAAAAGCCUUUAUUAGGGGAAACGAAGCUCGAAAUUUCCUGGGACGACGUCUCCUAUACAAUCGAUGGGAUUUUGAAAUUUUCACUCAAGGAAAUCUUGAACGAGAAUGUAUUGAAGAAAUAUGUAGUUUUGAAGAGGCACGCGAAGUUUUUGAAGAUGACAGGAAGACAAGUAUCUUUUGGAAACAUUACACAACAAAGGGCCCUUACGCCAAACCAGGCAUUACAACUGAUAUAACUACAAUUCUGACUGCGUUCUUUGGCACUGUGCUAUUUUUAAUUCUAUUGGUGUUCUUUAUCUGGUAUUACUGCAAGCAGCGAAGACACAAAGAUCGAAGUAGUGCAAGGCGGAUUGAGGAAACCUGCAUGAAUCCUGUACCAUUUACAACAGAUCCAGAGUCAGCUCUACCUUCCUAUGAACAGGCUCUUGUGGCAACUGGACAAUAUGAUGCACCUCCACCCCCUUAUCCAGGGUCAUCUUCUGGUUCCUGGAAAUCAUGAUGAUGAAUUUAUUCGAUGAUGAAUUAACAAAUAUUCGCACUAACAGUAAACAUUUAAAUUUGGUGUUUUUUAAAAAUGAAAUUUGCACUAUAAAAUAUUUAAUUAUU
Hemiscyllium ocellatum (epaulette shark) is the source of this 1061-nucleotide messenger RNA. It is a transcript of the gene prrg4, whose product is annotated as proline rich Gla (G-carboxyglutamic acid) 4 (transmembrane). The transcript is spliced from 7 exons. Gene Ontology annotation, cellular component: extracellular region. The record is from RefSeq and is a predicted model, not a curated record. Gene Ontology annotation, molecular function: calcium ion binding. Bases 1 to 954 code for a protein of 317 amino acids. Lineage: Eukaryota; Metazoa; Chordata; Chondrichthyes; Orectolobiformes; Hemiscylliidae.